GCCAGACCCCCCAGAACAUCUUCCGCGCGUCGACCUUCGGCCCGGAGGACAAGCUCACCGCCUUUGACAUCCCCCUGGCCCAGAGCGAGCUCGGCCGCCCCGGGACCUUCAUCCACAAGUAUACCCAGUCGCCGGAUGGCCAGUUCCUGGCCGCGAUCACCCCCACGGCGGCCGUCGUGGUCAACACCGCCACCGGGGCCACUCACCUGUCCGAGGCGGACGUCUGCACGGAUGUGUACUUCUCGCCGACCGGCCGGUUUGUGGUCAUCCACGGGCAGUUCUCGGCCGGCGCCAAGAAUGUCAAGAUCUUCGACAUGCAGGCCACCUGCCCGGAGAGCAGGCUGGCCUUUGCCUUCGGCCAGUCGGCCAGUCUGGCCGAUGUCAGCUGUCGGCGCGUGAGCUGGACCCAGGCCGACACCACCUUCCUCCGGAUGAACGGCCGCGAGCUCCUGGUCUACACCAUGGGCCUCGAUGAGGCCACCGGCCAGGUGUCCUUCGCUCAGACCUCCUCCUUCACCGAUCCCGGCCUGACGACCUUCGCCGUGGCCCACUCGCGCGAGACCACCGGUCCCUGCUAUGUGGCUGUCUACUGCCGCGGUGUCAAGGGUCGUGCCUCCACCGUGCGCAUCUACCAGGUCGGCAGCUGGGUCAACCCCAUCAGCACCCGGAGCUUCUUCCACGGCGAGACCUGCGAGCUGGUGUGGGACCCGCGUGGCACCCGGGUCCUGGCCAAGGUCAGCGACCCCUUCACCAAGGGCAACACCAGCUACGUCGGGGCCAGCCGGCUGUACUAUGUGACCGUCGAUCGCCGGUAUGACUGCUCCUUCGAGAUGAAGAAGGAGGGUCCGAUUCACUCGUUCUGCUGGGCCCCCUCCGGGCGGGAGUUCGUCGUGACCUACGGCUACAUGCCCAACCCCCAGACCACCCUGUUCAACCUGCGUGCCGACCCGGUUUUCGAGUUCGGCGACAACGCGCGCAACAUCGGCGCCUUUAGCCCGGACGGCCAGCACCUGAUGAUCGGUGGCAAUGGCGCCAUCGCCGGGCGCAUGGAGGUCUGGCGUCGGGCCGACACCGCGUGGAAGCGCGUGAGCCAGAUCAAUGCGCCGAACUUCACGGCCUUCCAGUGGUCCCCCUGCGGGGCCUUCCUCCUGGGAGCCACCCUGACCCCGCGCCUGCGCGUGGACAACAGCAUCCGCGUGUGGACGCGCCUCGGCAAGCUGGUCCUUUGCCAGGGCUUCGACACCCUGCUGGAGGCGUCCUUCCUGGCCACGGGCCCCGCCGCCGACACCGGCGCCGUCAUCCCGGACCAUGCUCUUCCGACCGAGCCGUACUACAUCACCCCGGACACCAAGCUCCAGCUGGCCCUCGGCAUCCAGGCCGCCGGCGGCGCCGGCGCCGGCGACGGCAAGGACCAGGGGGGCGCCGGGGCCGGGGCCUCUUCCCGGCCGGCCACCGCCCCGGCCAAGGCCUACGUGCCGCCGCACCUGCGCGCGGAGAUGGCCGCCAAGGAGGCCGAGGCCGCGGCCAAGCGCGAGGCCCAGGCGGCCAAGCGCGCCGCCCGGGCCGAGGCGCGCAACCAGUUCCCCAAGCUCGACCUGCCGGCCGAUGCCGCGGAGCUCGGCAAGAUGCUCAAGCGCACGCAGAAGCGCCUGCGCGGCGUGCAGGAGCUCCAGGAGAAGAUCCUCGCGGACCCCACCUACCAGCCGAACCCGGAGCAGAAGGAGCGCCUCGCGGGCGAGGCUCGCAUCCUCAAUGAAAUCGAGCAGAUCACCGCGGCCAUGAAGGCGCUGUAGGCUGGCGAGCGUGCCGAGCUGGCGACUUUUCUUUCGGAGGGGGGG
Messenger RNA from Fonticula alba, 1838 nucleotides. RefSeq lists its product as hypothetical. Bases 315 to 1793 code for a protein of 492 amino acids. The record is from RefSeq and is a predicted model, not a curated record. The transcript is spliced from 4 exons. NCBI's taxonomy places the organism in Eukaryota, Rotosphaerida, Fonticulaceae. Gene Ontology annotation, cellular component: cytosolic small ribosomal subunit. Gene Ontology annotation, biological process: translational initiation. Gene Ontology annotation, molecular function: tRNA binding; ribosome binding; translation initiation factor activity.